This is a messenger RNA of Rosa rugosa (rugosa rose), 3138 nucleotides long. RefSeq lists its product as uncharacterized. The record is from RefSeq and is a predicted model, not a curated record. The transcript has a single exon. NCBI's taxonomy places the organism in Eukaryota, Viridiplantae, Streptophyta, Magnoliopsida, Rosales, Rosaceae. The coding region runs from base 97 to 2886 and encodes 929 amino acids.
UCCCUGCAGAUUAAAUAGAACCCGCGCGCACAACCAGACCAUCUCACAAGCAGCAAUAAGCGCUAGCACACCAGUUUCUUCAAUCCCACUGGUACAAUGGCCAGUUAUCCGUAUUAUUCCCCGCCACCACCUUCGCCACCACUGCCAUCACCACCACCACCUUCAUCAUAUCCUCACGACUCACCACCACCAGCAGCACCACCUUCACCACCAUGUAACGAAACUACUAUAACACUCCCACCUCCACCCCCACCACCACAAUCACCAGCAUGUAACAACACUACUCCAACUAUAUUACCACCUUUGCCGCCCCCACUAGCACCGCCACCGUCACUACCACCGCCACAAUUGCCACUGCAGCCACGACCUUCAUCUUACUACUCCCCACCACAACCUUCACCACCACCACCAUCAUCUCCACCAGUACCUCCGUCAUACUACUCCCCACCACUACUUUCACCACCACCACCUGCAUGUAACGACACUACUCCAACUAUAUUACCACCUUUGCCGCCUCCACUAGCACCCCCACCAUCACCGCCACCGCCACAAUUGUCACUGCCACCACCACCUUCAUCUUACUACUCCCCACCACAACCUUCACCAUUGCCACCAUCAUCUCCACCACCACCACCAUGUAACGAAACUACUACAACACUCCCACCUCCACCCCCACCACCACCACCACCAUCACCAGCAUGUAACGACACCACUCCAAUAUUACCACCUUUGCUGCCUCCACUAGCACCACCACCGUCACCGCCACAAUUGCCAAUGCGGCCACCACCUUCAUCUAACUACUCCCCGCCACCACCUUCACCACCACCACCAUUUCCACCAUCACCUCCGUCAUACUACUCCCCACCACUACUUUCACCACCACCUCCACCUGCAUGUAACGACACUACUCCAACUAUAUUACCACCUUUGCCGCCUCCACUAGCACCACCACCGUCACCGCCACCGCCGCAAUUGUCAUUGCCACCACCACCUUUAUCUUACUACUCCCCACCACAACCUUCACCACUGCCACCAUCAUCUCCACCACCACCUCCGUCAUACUACUCUCCACCACUACUUUCACCACCACCACCAGCAUGUAACGAAACUACUCCAGCUAUAUUACCACCUUCGUCGCCUCCACUAGCACCACCACCGUCACCGCCACCGCCACCGCCACAAUUGCCACUGCCACCACCACCUUCAUCUUACUACUCCCCACCACCUCCUUCAUACUACUCCCCACCACUACUUUCACCACCACUACCAUCUUCACACCCACCCCAUAAACAACCACCACCACCACCAUCACCAUCACCUUUACCAUCAAGACCACCAAUACCACCACCACCUCCACCAUCAAUACCACCACCUUCACACCCACCCCAUAAACAUCCACCACAUAAUCUGCCGUCACCACCUUCUUCACCACCACCACCACCACCGCCAUCAUCACAUCCCACACCUCCACCAUUGUCACCACCACCGAAAACACCUACACUACCGCCACCAUCUCAUCCAUCGCCUUCAAUAUCGCCCCCAUUACAUCCACCACCUUCACCAAUACCUUUACCACCUACUGUGUUGCCACCUUCACACCCACCACCUUCAUUUCCGCCACCACCACCGCCGCCGCCAUCAUCACAUCCCACACCUUCACCAUCAUCACCACCACCUAAAACACCUACACUACCGCCACCAUCUCAUCCAUCACCUUCAAUAUCGCCACCAUUACAUCCACCACCUUCACCAUCACCUUUACCACCUACUGUGUUUCCACCUUCACACCCACCACCUUCAUUACCGCCACCAAGUCCACCACCUUCACCUUUACCCCCCGCACUAAACCCACCUCCAGUGCCACCACCAUCAAGUCCACCACCUCUAGUGCCACCACCAUCAAAUCCCCCACCUUUAUUGCCACCGCCAUUAAGUCCACCACCUACACCAUUACCACCUCCUCAUCCAUCUCCUUUAGUUCCACCACCAUCACAUCCACCACUUUCACCAUUGUCACCGUCACUAUCACCACCUACACUACCACCAUCAUACACACCACCACCUUCUCUACUGCCGCCAUCAUCCUCACCCCCGUUUCCUCCGAUACUCACCCCAGAACCACUAAAAAGUUCUCCAUCUCAUAGCCAUCGCACAGUUCUUCUUGCCACUUUUGUCUCUCUUGGUGGAUUGUUCUUUCUUGCAUUCCUUGCAAUUGGUCUCUUUUGCGUGCAUAAGAAGAAAAAGUUAAAUGCAGCAAACAGACUUCAAGGUGUUUCUCAUGCAAGUGUGGAGCAAGGAGAAGUUCACACCUCUCAGAGCAUCGCCCCAGCUAACCAAAGUGUAGCUGUCAAUAUAAAUGACCAAAAUCUGAAUGUUAAGCCCCAAUCUUAUGGUGACGGCAGUGCGGAAGCAGAAGAAAAUGACCCUGAGGAAUUAGGAUCUGAAGAUGACGAUGAAGAAUCAGAUCAAUCUAAAGAUUCAAAUAAAAGUUCUCGUCGCGAUGAUGAAGAAUCAGAUCAAUCUCAAGAUUCCGAUAAAAGUUCUCGUCGCCGGAAACGUGGUCGUACCAAAAAAAGCGAGCCUAAAACAGAUCAAUCUCAAGAUUCUGAUAAAAGUUCUCGUCGCCGGACACGUGGUUCCAGUGGUCGUACCCAAAAGAGCGAGCCUAAAACAGAUCAAUCUAAAGAUUCAGCUAACAGUUCUCGUCACCGUGAUCGUAAAGGUGAACUGGAAUCGCAAGAAGAUAAUGAUAAAUCAAAUGGUUCAGAUAAAGAUUCUCGCCGUCGCGAUAAACGUGAGUCUCGUCGUCGUAGUCAUGCGCGAGCAAACAAAGACAAAGGGCCUUCCACGUCCAACCGUGAUACGGACGACCGCAAAACUUCAUAAUCUAUGAUCACCUGCUUUCUCCUUCAAAUUCUGGUUGAUCGAGUUUCUUGCAUGCAUGGGUAUUGUGAGUUGUGAUUGUAUUAGUUUUACUACUUUAACGCAAUUCUUUACCUAGUGUUUUUAUUUUGAAUGAAUUGUCGUAUUUUGUUUAUUUAGUCAAUGUGAGUGAAAAUAAGAGAGAGCAUUCAAUCUCGAAAUUCAUUUUAGUUUGUACAAUCAAUUUCACUUUUAGAUGUUAAUUUUCAUUUUAUA